CCCCUCCUGACGUCACAUCAAUGGCUCUUUGCAUGAACUGUUUUCUGCAACCCCUUCUCGUGUGCAAAGCAAAACGUAUCGCACUGCCGCUGCCAACGAAUUCCGACUAGAGCGAGAGGGAAAGAGAGGGAAGAUCGGAGUGAAGGGAAAUCUCCCGUAUCAAUUUGAACGACGGAAAAACAGCACAAAAGCGGGCAGGGUGACAUUUUCUACAGCCUUUGGAAGAGAAACCUUCCCCUUGCAUUGAAAAUGGAGCUACCCGCCGCGGGAGAGCACGUCUUUGCGGUGGAGAGCAUCGAGAAGAAGCGUAAUCGAAAGGGGAGGAUGGAAUACCUAGUCAAGUGGCGAGGAUGGUCUCCAAAAUAUAACACAUGGGAACCAGAAGAAAACAUUCUCGACCCGCGACUGCUUGACGCUUUCCAGAACAGGGAGAGAUACGAGCAGCUUAUGGGAUAUCGCAAAAGAGGGCCAAAGCCAAAGCACCUGAUCGGCCAGGUCCCAUCCUUUGCCCGGAGAUCCAGCGUUCUCUCAGGCCUUCAGGAGACCACCCUGGACGAGGACAACCGGCAGAAAGUGGACCCCAUCCAGACACUGCGCUCGCAGACCCAGCAGUACCAGUUGAACAGCAAGAAGCACCACCAGUACCAGCCCCUGCUGGCCAAGGAGAGGGAGGCCGAGCAGCAGGCCAACGGAAAGAAGAAGCUCUACUACCAGCUCAACAGCAAGAAACAUCACCACUACCAGCCUGACCCCAAGAUGUACGACAGCACCCAGUGCAUGAAGCCCAGGGAGGCCACCAAAGCUCCAGAACUGCCCACCAACCACAGCUGGAACCUGCCUCCUGCGCUGCAGCAGAAGUGGGUCCGGGACAAGGACUCUGGCUGCCUGAGCAAAGUCAAGGAUAUUACCAUGGAGCUAAAGAAGCUUCCGGCUCACCUCAACGACCACAGUGGCGAAUCGGAGCAGAGCAAGGCCACGGCCAAAGAGGACGCACCGCUGUUGAAGGCCAACGAUGUCAGCGACAGCAAGCUGAAGAUUGUCAAGAACAAAAACAAGAAUGGACGCAUCGUCAUUGUCAUGAGCAAGUACAUGGAGAACGGCAUGCAGGCGGCAAGGAUUAAAAACGGAGAUGUGGAAACCCUUGACGAACCGCAGCCGGGCAAUGAUGAUGAUGCUGCAGAAAAUCAACUUGAAAAGAUGAGGCUCGUCCAGAAACUGGGUCUCACCAACGGAUUCGCGAAAGACUGCAACAAAGACGUUAAGUUACACGUCCUCAACUCAGGAUCUAACGGAUCUAACGUAUUUAAGUGUCCUGCUGAGAAGUUCGACUCACCCAAAAUGGAGCUUAGUGCGACAGAGCAGCCCCUGAGGCUGACCACCAAACCUAACCUUGCCCCUUGGCCCUUUGAGAUGGGAGUUCAUAGAAGGACCCAGCCAGUAAACGGCUCCUCUCCAGCCCUGAAACGUCACCUUUCAGAGGCAGACAAGGGCGAGGACCGGGGUGGCUGUAAACGGUUUCUAAACUCCCGGAGUAUCAGUGCACCCUGCACUGUGUCCUCACCGCCUCAGAGCAACUCCAUGGACCAAAAUGGCCACCAUAGCCACAAUGGCCACCAGGACUAUGACUUCCUGGAGUCUAACCAGGACGAGCCCAUGGACCUCAGCUGUGUGAGGUCCAGAGGGGAGGCUCCAGUUCCCACAGAGACACAGGUGGCUCCUUCUGCUGAGGAGGAGAAGACUGCAGAACAGACAAAACCGCCAUUGGCUAUCACAACAGAACAUACUGUGGAGGAGGAGCCUUUUGCUUCAUUCAAGCCUUUCCUUGGGAAUAUAGUCAUCACGGAUAUUACAACAAACUGUCUCACGGUGACAUUUAAGGAAUACGUUACAGUGUGACGAAGCUGAAAAAGACGAUCUGAGGACGAGGGACUAAUAGCAAAUGUGUGAAUAUGUACAAAUGUGUUUUGGAACAUAUUGGUAUUUUCAGAUGUUUGAAUGUAAAUAAGAGCCCUUACAAUUUGCAUUUAGUGGGGUUGAGAUUCAUUUUGUUUCGGGUUCCUAACCCUUCUAUAAUUUGUAUGUACGUAGCUUUGGCUAUCAUUCUCUAAAUGAGCCCCCGAGUUCUUGUCAUACUUGAUGAUGUAAGCUUCUAAUUGAGUUACAAACUACUUUAGUAUAUGCUAUUUGACAAAUGGUAUCAGGGCUCAGUGAAAAAGCACUUACUCUUGUAAAUAAUUAUUUACUUUUUAUAGAGGCUUUAUAUCCGUUUUGCUUUACAGUCUUUGUUUAAGGUCUAUAUAUUGAGAAAGAAAAAGUCUAUAUAUUGAUUAUUGGUAAAUGACACCCUCUUUCGGUUUAUUUGCCUGUGUGUGGUGUUUGUGCACGCAAGUAAAUACGUGUGUGUGUCUGUGCGUACAUGUGUAGCGAGGUUGCAAAAUGAUGGGCCGUGUGUGCGCAUGUGCAGUACUAGUCAAAAUUUGGACACAACUACACAUUCAAGGGUUUUUCUUUAAUUUUACUAUUUUCUACAUUGUAGAGUAAUAGUGAAGACAUCAACACUAUGAAAUAGCACAUAUUGAAUCAUGUAGUAACCAAAAAAGUGUUUUAGAUUUUAGAUUAUUCAAAGUAGCCACCCUUUGCCUUGAUGACAGCUUUGCACACUCAUGGCAUUCUCUCAACCAGCUUCAUGAGGAAUGAUUUUCCAACAGUCUUGAAGGAGUUCCCACAUAUGCUGAGGUUUUCUUCGACUCUGGGGUCCAACUCAUCCCAACCCAUCUCAAUUGGGUUGAGGUCUGGUGAUUGUGGAGGCCAGGUCAUCUGAUGCAGCACUCUCCUUCUUGGUCAAAUAGCCCUUACACAGCCUGGAGGUGUGUUUUUGGGUCAUUGUUCUGUUCAAAAGCAAAUGGUAGUCCCACUAAGCGCAAACCAGAUGGGUUGGCGUAUCGCUGCAGAAUGCUGUGGUAGCCAUACUGGUUAGUUGUGUGCCAGGAAUUCUAAAUAAAUCACUGACAGUGUCACCAGCAAAGCACCCCCACACCAUCACACCUCCUCCUCCAUGCUUCACAGUGGGAACCACACAUGCGGAGAUCAUCCGUUCACCUACUCUGCAUCUCACAAAGACAUGGUGGUAGAAACUAAACAUCUCAAAUUUGGACUCAUCAGACCAAAGGAUAGAUUUCCACCGGUCUAAUGUCCAUUGCUCGUGUCUCUUGGCCCAAGCAAGUCUCUUCUUAUUAUUGGUGUCCGUUAGUAGUGGUUUCUUUGCAGAAAUUUGACCAUGAAGGCCUGACUCACACAGUCUCCUCUGAACAGUUGAUGUUGAGAUGUGUCUGUUACUUGAACUCUGUGAAGUUUUUUUUUGUGCUGCAAUUUCUGAAGCUGGUAACUAAUGAACCUAUCCUCUACAGCAGAGGUAACUCUGAAUCUUCCUUUCCUGUGACGGUCCUCAUGAGAGCUAGUUUCAUCAUAGUGCUUGAUGGUUUUUACGACUGCACUUGAAGAAACUUUAAAGGUUUCUGCAUUGACUAAGCUCCAUGUCUUAAAGUAAUGAUGGACUGUCAUUUCUCUUUGCUUAUUUGAGCUAUUCUUGCCAUAAUAUGGACUUAGUCUUUUACCAAAUAGGGCUAUCUUCUGUAAACCAACCCUACCUUGUCACAACACAAUUGAUUGGCUCAAACGCAUUAAGAAGGAAAAAAGUUCCACAAAUUAACAUUAACAAGGCACACCUGUUAAUUUAAAUGCAUUCCAGGUGGCUACCUCAUGAAGCUUGUUGAGAGACUGCCAAGAGUGUGCAAAGCUGUCAUCGAGGCAAAUGGUGGCUACUCUGAAGAAUCUCAAAUAUAAAAUAUAUUUCGAUUUGUUUAACACUUUUUUGGUUACUACAUGAUUCCAUAUGUGUUGUUUCAUAGUUUUGAUGUCUUCACUAUUAUUCUACAAAAUAGAAUAAUAGAGAAUAGAGAAAAUAGAGAAAAUAGAAAAUAGAGAAAAAUAAAGAAAAACCCUGGAAUAAAUAGGUGUGUCCAAACUUUUGACUGGUACUGUAUGUGUGUGUUUGCAAGAUGGACAUAUUCAAACAAGGAAGAUAGAAGUCCAUUGCUUGGACAGAUCAGGAGAGCCAAACAAACAGGGCCUCCCGGGUCAAACUGCACAAGUCAAUGAAGGAGCUUAGAGUUAACAUGUACUUUGCACUGUUGUAGGCUGGCUGAGGGGGGUGAAUGGCUGCUGCGAAGGGGGUGGCCUUAGCCUCUUAUCUGAGGUUAACGUUUAGGAAGAUAGAUAUUACUGGUUUCAAUUAUUGUAAAUAUGUGAAAUACCCACUAAUAUCAUUCAUUCCCUGUAGUGCUGUAACAAUGUGGCAUUUUAAAUAUCAAUUCAAGUCCCAUUGGCCUAGUUCUUUCUUCAAGACCCAUAACAUGGAUAUUAUUAAUAAAAAAAAUAAUGCUAUGUUUAUAAUUGAUCCUAUUUAUUGUAGCUAUUCACCAUUAAUGAGAAACAUGAAGGGAAGUUGGAAGUGAUCUAUAUCGUAUUAACUUUAGAAGGUCUUGCACAUCAACUAACAAUCACAUUGACCUUUUGUUGAAGUAAUGAUGAAUUCACCUACAUGUCAUAUUCAGAAUGUAAACUAUGGGUGAUUAAAUCAACAUUACAGUUUACACAGGUGGUCUUUAAUGUUCAAUGCAUUUAAGGAAAUGUCCGGCUAUUCUUUUGUUCACACCGUUUUCUUCAUUCUCCGUCAUGACUAGAAGUACAGAAGUAAUUGUGAACGGUGUUCUCAUAGCCUGCACUCUAAUGCUCAUGAGUUUGAUAGGCCUAUGGCCUUUUGUGGGCUUAUAACACUGUUAACUUGAGCCUAUAACAGUUUUAUAACACUGUUAAUAUUUCAAUUGCGUUCAGUGUUUUCAUUUCAAGGGCAUGGUAUAUGGUACCCUAGGCUAGUCUGUAGCCUAUUCUGGUAUCAUCAAAAAACAUGAAUUAAUGGGACCUUCUCAGUGUUCUGUUUGAAACCCCUUUCAGCACAUGGUUCUUUAAAUAUGCAUUGUAACUGCUUUUAAGAGGGACUUUGUUGUUUAUGUGAGCAGACUAAACUGAAAAGGCUUCUUCUGAUGUGUUUUUGCGAGAAUAAAAUUGUAAGAAAGUUA
Molecule: messenger RNA, 5138 nt
Organism: Salvelinus fontinalis (brook trout)
Lineage: Eukaryota; Metazoa; Chordata; Actinopteri; Salmoniformes; Salmonidae
Product: E3 SUMO-protein ligase CBX4-like
Exons: 5
Coding region: 250-1896 (548 amino acids)
Biological process (GO): negative regulation of DNA-templated transcription
Source: RefSeq, a predicted model, not a curated record